This is a messenger RNA of Saccostrea cuccullata (small rock oyster), 1237 nucleotides long. RefSeq names its product inhibitor of growth protein 1-like. The transcript is spliced from 7 exons. Bases 139 to 966 code for a protein of 275 amino acids. The record is from RefSeq and is a predicted model, not a curated record. Gene Ontology annotation, cellular component: nucleus. NCBI's taxonomy places the organism in Eukaryota, Metazoa, Mollusca, Bivalvia, Ostreida, Ostreidae. Gene Ontology annotation, biological process: positive regulation of DNA-templated transcription.
AAUGUUUCGAAAACGAGGCAUCUAGGUCAUAUGCGAAAAAAUAAACAGUGGAGGGAAACUCUUGCGAAUUUGAUCAUGUUGAUCAUUAUGUCUUAGCCAAUCUACUAAAUUUCUCCUAAUUUUUGACUUUAUUCCGCCAUGAGUAUGUUAAACCAAGCAGCAGUAGAAGCCCUAUGCUCGGCAACGUAUUUGGAGAACUAUCUCGAUACUAUGGAAAAUUUGCCUGACGAUCUGCAGCGAGUUGUUACACAAAUGCGCGAAUUGGAUAUCCAAUGUAGAGAUAUAAUGCAAGACAUUGAUUAUCACCAAGAAAUUUACACCAAGGAAGUGGAGGGACUUGCCAAGAAAAAAGCUCUUAUGUCCAUACAAAGGGCUCUGAUACGGUGUCAAGAAAUCGGAGAUGAAAAGCUUGGCUUAAUGACUGUCAUAGCAGAGCAUAUUGAAAAUAGGCAGCGGCAAUUAGAGCAGGAUAGAGAAAACUUAGAUCCGACAUCUUCACGAGAAAUAGAGAAAGAGGAACAGCCACUUACAAUUGUAACUCAGACGAAAGCUGUAAAACAAGAAGACAAGAUAGAGAAGAUGCCAAUGAAACGUCAGAGAAGACAGAAAACUGCAAAUGACUCUAUCACCAAAGAGGAAGAAAAGAAGGAUAUUCAAGACAAAGGUCCAAAGAAGAAGAAGAAAAGAAAAGCCAAAGAGGAUGAUCCUUCUUUCUUGGACUCAAUGGCGUACUGGUUUGGUUUGGAAGAUCGAAUUGACGAAUGCAAGGAUACAAGUGACAUAGUGAAGGCUUUGCUGGUAAUCAUUAUAAUAGAAAUAGUAUGGGUAGUUAUGGUUUUCUUGGAGCCCAGAAAGCCUCUCAUCAAAAUGCCAGAAACAAGGGCGCGGGAUUUUGAAGAAGAGCAUGUGAUCAAUGCUAUUGUAACAGAUGCUAUGAGGAGCGCACAGCAAAGUUUCUCAUCCUAAACAGUCUUAUCUGGAUUUCGAAUUAAUUGCUUAAGGAAUAAGCAGAUGCAUCAAUAAAAGAAAAACUGUUUUAGUAAAGGUUUUAAAAUUCAAUGUUAAGGAUUUCUUUAUCGUCAUAUCCCUAGAAAUGUUCAUUAUUUUCAUUAAAAAUAAAUGUAACUUAAAAAAGAAAUGUAAUACCUCAAACGAUAAGAAGGGGAAUUUUAUAAGUAUGCAAAUCUUUGUAUAACAUUGAUUUGUUAAUCAAAUAAAAAUGUCACAUCUUUUGUCA